CUCAUUCGCCAGUACGAAUUCAAUCACCGUUCUCGAAACAACUUUGCUAGAGUUUUUUUUUAAACGAGUUUCGUCUUCGAAAGGGUUCUUUUUUAAAUUGUAUUUUUAACAUUUAUUUUUAUUUUUUUCCUCGAUAAGUGAACAACCACAACAUGAAGCUCUUUUUUAACAUUUAUAUCAUCGUUACGUGUUUCCUUGCAUUUUCCUAUGCAUUUCCCGCGUUCGACACGUCUGAAGAAAGCGACGAGAAAAAAAAUGUCGAUACGGUGCUCAUUCUUCCCGGAUCCGAGAUGGACAUGUUCGGCAGGCCACAUAUUCCUGGAUUAUCCGAUUCUUCCGAUUCCGACGAAUCGUGGUCUUUAUUUAGGCCAAGCACCGUUAAUUUCGAUUAUCUAAGACAAUCAUUACAAGAUUUGAUGAAUCGACUUAGAAAUCAAAUGGCCAAUAUUGCGUCAACUUUCCCGUUAAAUACUGGAUUUGUAACACGUUGGAAUAAAAUUCCUGAAGGAGCAAAUACUACUUCUACUACCAAAAUCAUCAAUGGGCACGUCGUGACGAUCAACGAAACGAUUUACAGCGAUGGUAACGACACCGAAGGAACGGUCAUUCGUGUACGUGUCAUCGACGUUAAACCUCAAAAUGGAACGAUGAUUUCUCCAGAAAACGAAAAUGGAACGAUAAUUCCAACGUCUACGAUUAUUCCUACGGAAAAUGGUAACAAGACGGAAAAUGGUACAAUGCCACAACGAAGCGUUGAAACCGUAGAGGAGUUCGAUAACGAGAUACCUAAUCAAGGAGACGUCCUGAAUGCUUAAACAAAAAGAAAGAAUAGUCAUUUUUGCAAAAUCGAAAACCUCUCCAAUUUUUUCGUCUCUGUACAUAUAUACAUAUACAUAUAUACAUACAUAAAUGUAUACAUGUAUAUAUAUAUAUAUAUAUAUAUAAAAUAGAUAAACCAUCAGUAAUAACGCAACAAAUUGUGUAUCCAUUUUAGCGGGGAUAAUAGUGUAGCGAAAACAUUAUCUAUAAUAUACGUGAAAAAAAUAUAUAUAUAUAUAUAUACAUAUAUACAUAUGUGUGUGUAUAUAUAUAUGUAUAUAUAUAUGAAAUAAUCUAGUAUAGCGUAUAUCGUAUGUAGAUGGUGGUAUAAGCUUAGUAUAUACAUAUGCAUGCGAAAUGUAAAUGAAUAUUUUAAAUAUGUGAAUGCUAUUCCGAAUACAACAUUCUUGUAAUUUAUAUAUACACACGCUCACAUUUAUAAUCGCACAUACAUACGUAAAUGUGUAUAUAUGUACGUAUAUAUACAUAUAUACGUACACAUGUACGUACGUAUGUACGAUAAACCCAAUUGAAAUUAUUCAAUCGAGUUACUUAAAUAAAUAAAAAAGAAACAAUCUCCCUAGUCCAUUCAAUGAAUCAACAAAUUUAAUGCUGAAUACUUUGGUGGCGUAAACAAUUGAUUAACUGGCUUAAUUGCAAUCGCAAUUGUUUUCGAAUUAUUUCAUAUAUAACUAUCUUUUAUAUUUAAAUUCAUAUCAAUUGAUAAAAUUGUCAAGGAAAAAAAUGAUAAAGAAAAUGUUUCUACGACGUAACUAUUUACGAUAUAACGUUAUAUACGAUAACGACAUAAUAAUAUUGUAAGUUUUUAAAUAAUAUUCACGAGUAGCGUUUAAUAAAAUAUUUAUACUAAUGUUCAGACCGAUAUCUUUAAACAUCUAGAAUUCUGUUUUAUCUUCCGAUAAGUAUUAAAUAGAUAGCAAUAAGAAGGUGACUCCCUCUGGGGGCGAAAAAAAGAAGGAACUAAAGGCAGACGUCUGAAAAAAAAGUAGGGCAUAAUGUUUCAAAUAAAUGUGUGUGAAUUCAUACCAACCGAGUAUAAAUUGUGUGAUUUUCCGAACGUCUGGAUUAGGACAGACGCGUAAAAGCUGUCAAUGAUACCGCGUUUAAACAUAUGCGAUCGUAAUGAAACUGAAACGAUUACAAAGCGUUAAAUAAAUGUAUUAUUCAUAAUAAAUGGUUCAUCCAAAUUUCGAUAUGAAA
Molecule: messenger RNA, 2040 nt
Organism: Vespa crabro (European hornet)
Lineage: Eukaryota; Metazoa; Arthropoda; Insecta; Hymenoptera; Vespidae
Gene: vir-1
Product: icarapin-like
Exons: 4
Coding region: 153-815 (220 amino acids)
Source: RefSeq, a predicted model, not a curated record